GUCGCGUCUGUCACCAGUGAUUUCUUCAUGCUAAAUCACAUAAACCUUUCAGGCCUGUCAUAAUACAAAAUUCCUGUGCAUGAUGGCAAAUUGAUCAAUCCGGCCUUGAUUAAGAGCCGGUUAUACCGGCAUGGACUGUUAACGUAUUGCAAACUUUCGCAACAUGAAAAAAUACUGGAUCUAUUAUUUGAGCGCCAAGAAAAAUCGUCGCGCUAACCAGAAAAGUUUAUCUUUCGGAGACUGUAGAAGAUAUAUUUUUACGAGAAUCACCUAAUAUCAAUAACAAUCGACGAUGGCGAGCCGAAAACCAAGAAUUCAACCUCGUCUGACAAAAACGCAGGCACUACGACAGUCAAGAAGUGCUACUGUAGUGAAAGAGUAUGAACAGAAGGAAACGGGGCGACAACCACAACCAGUCUUGACAGUUCCUAGCAGAAGGCGACAAUAUACUCCAGCCGAGCCGAGGAGAGUCGACUUUGCCAGACCAACUAUGACGAAGGCGAUGCUGGCCCGAGUAAAACAUGCGGAGAAGUUCAAACAGGAAUAUGAACGUAAACGAGAGGAAUCCAUGCCGCGAAGGAGACCAAGAAGGACACCUGCACCGAUCGGUGGUGAUCCUAGAUUUGGUAGAGAAAGGCUACUACCUAGACACGCCCCGACAGUGUCUCCGCCGAUUUCGCCUCCUAGACCAGCGAGAAGGCCAGAAAGACGAGUGACGCCAGAGAGAAGAGCGCCAGAACCGCUUCCGGCUAUUCCAGAGAGAACCAGGGAAUUAGCGAGAUCUAUGCAUGCCCAGGUGAUCCAAGCCGAGCCAGUAGGUGAGGGUCCAAUUGAUAGCAUCGUGAUACCACCGAAAUCAGUGAACGAGAAUCGCACCACUAUCGUCAGUAUCCCUCAACCAACUGCGGUCAGCGUUGAGGCGGCGACAUCUGAAGUGGCGAAUCGCUCGAUUCAAGUGAUCAGUGAGACUCUCGAUGAGCAAGAUGCUGCUGAAGCGGUCACAGUGCAGGGCAAAUUGGAGGACUUACAACAAGCGAGACGAGACUUUGUGAUAGCUGUGGCGAAUGUUGGUGGUAACGCGGUAAGACUCGCAGAAGAAGAAAGACCUAGAUAUAUUUACAGAGUUCCUGACAUUGAGAGCGAGAUGUUUCGUGUCGAAUACGGUCGAGAACAUCCAACCGUUGUGGCGGCACGCGAAUUCGCCCAACAAAGUAUGGCCGGAAUUAGGGCGCGUGAGGCAGCUCGCCGAACUAAACGGGAAUUCGAGAGGAUAGCUCAGGAGCCGUUGCCGGAGGAUUUGCGUUUUGAUGUGCCGUUCGAGGAGGAGUUUUUACGUGAGGGCGACAUAUCCUGGGAAGAGGAGGAAGAUAUACCGAUUGUGUCCAGGAUAAAAACCACGAUGCGCGACAUACCAAGGCGCGAGGCACCUUAUGAGUAUCCUCCAUUCGAUCCAGAGGAACUAGAGAGAUUUUUCGACGUGGAACAGUAUCCAUCAAGUCUACCACGUGGACCACCACCCGGUCGCGAGCACCUGCCGCCGGAUCUUUGGGAGCUAGAGGAUCCUUGGGCGACGUGCGGCGUCUGUCCACAGCCAGAAAUAUCUGAUCUCAUUCACUUCGAGAGCCCUUAGUUCUUCGUCUACCAUGUACAUGAUCUGGUAGACUUGUUUUCGUUUUCAAUUGAUCUCUUUAGGAUAUUCUAGAAAAAAGUAUACUCGAUUUGAAAUAAUUGCGUACUUAAUGAGGGAAUCCAAUGAAGAAAAUAGAUCGAUAAAUUGAGCGUUUAAACGUUUGUAGAAAUAUGAGAAAUCAUCAUUUGUCAUCAACAUCUCCCCUGCAUCAUUUGAUUUAUUAUAAGAAACUGUUUUGUACAAUACUUAAAUACUCAGUAUUUAAUUUUAUGAAUACUGUAUUACAGAG
This is a messenger RNA of Mycetomoellerius zeteki, 1919 nucleotides long. RefSeq lists its product as uncharacterized. Lineage: Eukaryota; Metazoa; Arthropoda; Insecta; Hymenoptera; Formicidae. The coding region runs from base 293 to 1630 and encodes 445 amino acids. The transcript has 6 exons. The record is from RefSeq and is a predicted model, not a curated record.